UGAGUGAGGUUUUUGUAAAUUCUGAAGUUACGAUGGGUGUUUUUAUUAUAAUGAAAAGUAUAAGUGCCUCAGUUGCAUUCGACAAUUUCCAUUGUUUUUUGAAACCGUAAUUAAAAGCAAAAUAAAGGGCAAUUGUGUAAGAGGGCGAUUCCUAUUCAUUUAGAUUUAGAUCGGGUGUUUCCUCUGCUCUGGGGGUCUCAUAGUCUUGUUCGAGUCUUGGUAUUUUCGCUCGCUAUCUCCUUCUGUUCGUCUUCUCUUCUUCGAUUUGAAAAGAACCGAACAGAAAACCCUAGAUUUGGCGGGAAAAUGUCUGGCAAAGGAGCUAAAGGCUUGAUUACUGGUGGCAAAUCAGCCCUCAACAAUAAAGACAAGGACAAGGACAAGAAGAAGCCAGUCUCUCGCUCUUCUCGUGCUGGUCUCCAGUUCCCAGUGGGUCGGGUCCACCGACAGCUGAAGACAAGGGUUGCUGCAAAUGGAAGGGUUGGAGCGACAGCUGCUGUGUAUACAGCAGCUAUACUGGAGUACUUGACUGCAGAAGUGUUGGAGUUGGCUGGUAAUGCUAGCAAGGAUCUGAAAGUAAAACGUAUUACGCCUAGGCAUUUGCAGCUUGCCAUUCGUGGUGAUGAAGAACUCGACACUCUCAUUAAAGGAACUAUAGCCGGUGGAGGAGUUAUCCCGCACAUUCACAAAUCACUCAUUAACAAAUCCUCCAAGGAGUAGUUUAACACCCUUCUCUCUCCUUUGUUAUCUGUGCUAUGUCUAGAAAAAUGUCUAACUGUGUUGGAUGUCUACUGUAGGAGGCUGCUGCGUUUCCAAUUAUGCAUAUUAGAUCAUAUACAGAUAUACUUUUGAUUUGUUCUUCAGCAGACCUUGAUGAUGGCUUUCUUUUUGUUUGAAAUUAGAGGAAAAUAGACCAUUUGUUCCCCACAAA
Molecule: messenger RNA, 931 nt
Organism: Tripterygium wilfordii
Lineage: Eukaryota; Viridiplantae; Streptophyta; Magnoliopsida; Celastrales; Celastraceae
Product: histone H2A variant 1-like
Exons: 2
Coding region: 307-720 (137 amino acids)
Cellular component (GO): nucleosome
Molecular function (GO): structural constituent of chromatin; protein heterodimerization activity; DNA binding
Source: RefSeq, a predicted model, not a curated record